Erinaceus europaeus (western European hedgehog) is the source of this 650-nucleotide messenger RNA. RefSeq names its product RNA polymerase II subunit J (gene POLR2J). The transcript is spliced from 4 exons. NCBI's taxonomy places the organism in Eukaryota, Metazoa, Chordata, Mammalia, Eulipotyphla, Erinaceidae. Gene Ontology annotation, cellular component: RNA polymerase II, core complex. Gene Ontology annotation, molecular function: protein dimerization activity; DNA binding. Gene Ontology annotation, biological process: transcription by RNA polymerase II. The coding region runs from base 104 to 457 and encodes 117 amino acids. The record is from RefSeq and is a predicted model, not a curated record.
UAGGGACCGUCCCCGUGACCCGGAAGAGCUCGCAUUCUCAGGAAUCCUGAGCGGCGGCGGUGGCGGCGGCAGUUCCGAGUGCUGACGCCGCCGCAUCGCCGGAAUGAACGCGCCUCCGGCCUUCGAGUCGUUCCUGCUCUUCGAGGGCGAGAAGAAGAUCACCAUUAACAAGGACACCAAGGUCCCCAAUGCCUGUCUGUUCACCAUCAACAAGGAAGACCACACCCUGGGCAACAUCAUCAAGUCGCAGCUGUUGAAGGACCCGCAGGUGCUAUUCGCGGGCUACAAGGUCCCCCACCCCCUGGAGCACAAGAUCAUCAUCCGCGUGCAGACCACCCCGGACUACAGCCCCCAGGAGGCCUUCACCAACGCCAUCACGGACCUCAUCAGCGAGCUCUCGCUGCUGGAGGAGCGCUUCCGGGUGGCUAUCAAGGACAAGCAGGAAGGCAUCGAGUAGCAGGCCACCGGGGUCUCCUAGCCGAGUCACCCAUUCCAGGGCCAGUGCCCUGUACACAACUGAGCUGGCAGACGCCCCAUGGCCCCGUGGGAGGCCCCUGUCCACCCCGGGCAGCAGGAAGCCCUCCCACGCAAACCGCUUCAGGCUCUCUGUGAGAAGUUUUAACGUUUAAUAAAACCCGUCAUUGUCUGCA